This is a messenger RNA of Cherax quadricarinatus, 2692 nucleotides long. The record is from RefSeq and is a predicted model, not a curated record. Lineage: Eukaryota; Metazoa; Arthropoda; Malacostraca; Decapoda; Parastacidae.
UAAAUAUUAAUAUAAAAGAGUAAGCUGUGGCCGGGGUCAGAGAGGAGGUGUGAAACACUUCACCCACACAGACAAACAAUGGCUGGCAGGGAUGAGAUCUUAGCCAAUUUUCAGGCAUGUUCUGGUAUUGAAGAUGUGGGAGAAGCCUUUAUGCACCUGGAGGCAGCAAACUGGAACCUCCUGGAAGCACUGCGAGUUGUUAUGCCUCUGGAAGGCACACCAGCCACACCUGUACCACCACCUCCACUACAGUCUGUAUCACAGCCUGAAGUAAUAAGUGUUGACUCAUCACCAGAGUUGCUCUUACCACCUCCCAUACCUCCUCUGCCAGCUGCCAUCCCUUCCACGUCUGAUCCUUCACUGCCAUCAUCUUCAAACACACAUGGUGUACUUGAUGUCAAUAUUCAGGUUGUGUGUGGUGGUGCAUCUGAAGGUAGUACUUUUCCAUUAGAGUUGCCCAGCUCCACUACUGUAAGUGAACUGCGCACAAUGUUACAUCAGUUGGUUGGUAUAAAUCCAUGUAACCAGAUUUUAGAAGGCUUUAAAAACCCAGUAGAAGAUAGUACGGUGAUCAGUGCAGCGCUUUUACCAGAAUCCCGUACACUUACACUUAAUGCUCAGUCUUCACUCACUUUUAAUAACUACUAUGAGAGAAUUAAUGGAGCUCAUGGGGAUGAAUAUCUUCUUCUGAUCCACGACGAGACAAACAGCAAAGACUACAGCCUAAGAUUUCCUGGCAGCAAGAAAAUUCGUGAGAUUAAAAGUGAUAUUCAUGAUCUAACAAACAUUGCUGUUCGAUAUCAACAGUGGACGGGUUGGCCUCCGAAUACUGACGAAGAAAAUGCAACGUUAGCAUCCUCGGGAAUCAGUAAGCAGCAUCACCUGACAGUACGAAAGAUGCUUAAAGAACGUACACCCAAGGGUCAAAGAAAGACGUUAAUGGAAACGGGGGAAGAAAACAGUUCUGGUGAUGAGUUGGAAGAUGCCGCAGAGCUUAAUGACGAUGAUGACUUCCUAGACUUGAUGGAUGUUCCUCCUACUAAAAAACCACAAACAUUAAUACCAGCAGAUGUUGAAGAUGAAGUAAUGGGCGUAAUUCACUUUUGUGAAGAAUUUCGUAACCGAUAUGGAAGCUGUGUUCCUAUGUUUUAUCAAGGUUCAUUGGAAGAUGCCUUGAAAGAAUCGGUUCAACUUCCAGCAAAAAAUAGAAAAUUGCUAGCAGUGUACUUACAUCAUGAUGGUAGUGUCCUCUCCAAUGUAUUCUGCUCACAAGCCCUGUGCCAGAUAUCAGUUGUGGACUACUUAUCAGCAAACUUCCUAGUCUGGGGUUGGGAUCUAACACAUGAAGCUAAUAAAGCAAGAUUAUUAAAUUUAGUUACGACGCAUUUUGGUUCGAUGGCCUCGUCGACGGUGAGAAGUUUUAGUGUAGACAAGCUUCCAGCUCUCUUGGUGAUCACACGCACAAGAGGCACUAUUGAAGUGCUAUCUGUUAUACAUGGUAAUGGAGUCCUAGAUGAAGUAAUGACUGCACUCCUACAUGCAAGUGAGAUGUUUGAGGAACAGAGAUCCACUGAAGUGCAAGAGGAAGAAGCAAGAGAAGCUCGCGAGGCUGUCAAAGCUGAACAAGACGCUGCCUACCUGGAAUCUCUAAAUGCAGAUAGAGCAAAGGCUGCAGCUAAGAAGCAGGCAGAGAUGGAAGAGAAACAAGAACGAGAAAGAGUAGAGUCAAUCAAGCAGCAAGAAGAUGCAAUCAAAGAAGCUGUCAGAGCAUCACUUGAGACUGAUAUACCUGAUGAGCCAAGUUCAGACUGUCCAUAUCCUAUAACAACAUUGCGUUUUCGUAUACCUGGCGGACAAAGUUUUAGUCGAAAUUUCCUUGCAAAUACAACCCUACAGGUGCUGCUCAACUUUCUGCAUGUGAAGGGUUACCCUGCUGACGAGUAUAAGUGUCUACAGUCCUGGCCACGACGAGAUGUAAGUUCCCUGGAUAUGUCCAAGACGUUGAUGGACUAUAAGCUGUAUCCACAGGAAACCCUCAACAUAGAAGAACGAUAAAGGGUUGUGUGUAGUGUGUUUACCCUGGGAGUGAAAGGUAUGUGUGGCCAAGUCUACACUUGUAGUCUACCACACUUGCCACAUGUGAAUAUAAAAAAUCAAGUCCAAGAGCAGGUUGAGCUCUAAGGACAUCCAAAUAAAGUCUCCAGUUGUGUUGUAAAGCAGAAAAUUUUAAUAAGAUGUUACUUUAUGUAUCUACUAGACAAGGGUGGACUUGUAAGACUUGUUACAUUAAAAAACGACUUUACAAUUUUCAGACUAUUCUCAGUGAGUUCAUAUCUUUUUGGCAAGUCUGAGUAUAGCAUUAAGUUAAUGGAAAUUCUGUUAUAUCUGUAUACUCAUUCAUUUUUUUACAAACUAUAAAUAAUAAUGAAAAUUGAGCCAUGAUUUGUAAGGGCACUAUUGAAAAUGUAGCCAUAUAUCCUAAACACAUGGCUUCCUAUAUUUUAAAAGUGUCAACAUAUGGUGCAGACUCACCAAAUAACACAAAUUGUUGUGAUAAAAAUAUAGGAGAAAAGCAUUACUGUAUUUAAUUCCAGUCAGUUUAGUACUGUCAUAUGCUGUGUAGAAAAUUCCUUUACAAAGUUAUUUUAUGAAAAUCAUGUCUCAACUGUAUGAAUAUAUCAUGUUUUAUACA